UUGAAAUGUACUUUAGUGAAAAUUCUUUUGGUAACAGCCGUGGGGGACGAUCACAACAGCCAAGCUACUGGCAGAAUUCCUCUUCAGGGAUUGGUGGUGGUUACAAAAGUGGAUUCAACUCGACGAAGCAAAAUUGCAGCAACUCUGCACCGGUAUUACCAAUUAGCAAAGACAACUAUAAGCCGGUUGCUUCUGUCAAAACUCGAGCUCAGUCCGAGGUUGAUCGUUGGAUGGCGGACAAUGAUGUGACGGUAAAUGGCGAGAAUGUGCCGUGCCCUGUUUUUGAAUUUGAAGAAUCAACUUUUCCAGGAGUGAUUGUCAAUCUUUUGUUGAAGCAUUUUCAAAAGCCUACACCAAUUCAAAGCAUUAGUUGGCCUGUAGCUUUGAGCGGUCAUGACUUGAUCUCAAUCGCUAAAACUGGUUCUGGCAAAACUUUGGGUUUCAUCUUGCCAGCUAUUAUUCAUGUCAAGAACCAGCCUAAGCGCGAAAUGCGUGAGGGACCUUUAGUUGUUGUGCUUCUUCCGACUCGUGAGUUGGCUCUUCAGGUUGAGGAGGUUGCAAAGGAAUAUUGCGAUGUAGCAGACCUUAAGGCUACUUGCUGCUACGGAGGCGCCUCCAAAGGGCCACAAGCACGUGAUUUGAUGUAUGGUGUUGAUAUUUGCAUCGCUACUCCAGGGCGACUUUUGGAUUUUCUUGACAAUGGCACUACUAACAUGGGACGAUGUAGUUAUUUUGUGCUUGAUGAAGCUGAUCGAAUGCUUGACAUGGGCUUUGAGCCUCAAAUUCGCCGAAUUGCAGAUCAGAUUCGCGAAGUGCGUAGAUUGGCAGCUGAUUUUCAUACGGAUCCAGUUCAUUUGCAUGUUGGAUCUCUUGACUUGGCAGCAAAUCAUAAUAUACUUCAGACUGUUGAAUGCCUUGAAGAUCAUCAGAAGAAUAACAAACUUUUUGAGAUCCUCGACAAUAUUUUGGGUGAAGACGGUAAAACAAAGACUUUAAUCUUCGUUGAGACUAAGCGAAAGGCUGAUGACUUGACCCGUUGGAUGAGACAGGACGGCUGGCCAGCACUUUGUAUCCAUGGUGACAAGGAACAACGAGAACGUGAAUGGGUUUUGGCAGAGUUCAAGGCUUCUCGUACUCCAAUUCUUAUAGCCACUGAUGUUGCUGCUCGGGGAUUAGAUGUUGAUGAUGUGAAAUUUGUUAUCAAUUUUGAUUAUCCGAACAAUUCUGAAGAUUAUGUUCAUCGAAUUGGACGAACGGGACGUAGAGAUCGCUCUGGCACGGCGAUAACUUUUUUCACAUCAAAUAAUGCUCCCAAAGCACGAGAUUUGAUUAAAGUCCUUGAGGAAGCAAAUCAGAAUGUGCCAGCGAGACUUGCCGAUUUUGCUAAUGGCACUUUCUAUGAACAAAAUGGAUUUCGCUCUCGUCGUGGUGGUGAUUUUACGGGAAGUAACUCUUUCCCUGUUGGUGGAGGUGGCGGUCGUGGUCAGUCGUUUGGGAAUGGAGGUGGCGGAUAUAGUGGACGAACUUCUCGUGGUGGUGGAGGAAGCCGUGGUCAAUCUUUUGGAAAUGGGGGUGACGGAUAUAGUGGAGGUGGAGGAAGCCGUGGUCAAAGUUUUGGAAAUGGUGGUAGCCGUGGAAGAGGUGGUGGACAAAGCUUUAGUCGCGGUGGAGGAGGAAGUUCUUACAAUUUUGGUGGUGAUGGUGGAGGAUCGGAUGCGACCAAUGGUGGAGGCUGGGGUAAUGCCAAUGCUAGUGCAUGGUGA
This is a messenger RNA of Meloidogyne enterolobii, 1763 nucleotides long. NCBI's taxonomy places the organism in Eukaryota, Metazoa, Nematoda, Chromadorea, Rhabditida, Meloidogynidae. The record is from the annotation of a GenBank genome assembly.